UAUCAUAAAAGUAAUUUUACUUUUCUCUUUCUCUCUUCGUCUUUCAUGGACAGAGUGAGUAUGGAAGGUUCAGCUGGUCGAAUCUACAAAGGAAGUAAAGUUCGAGCCCACAAAUACCCUUGGUUAGCUCACAUUCGAUCGUACGUCAGCCGAAACGCUGGAUCAUUCGCUCAAUGUGGUGGUUCUUUGAUCGAUGAACAACACAUCGCCACUGCCGCUCAUUGUGUUGUCAGCGAUGAUGGUUCACCUUUCGAUGUCUCCAAUGUUUUCCUUGGAAAAGUCAAGGCUUUCUCUGAAUACUCUCAAAUCAGCUCAGUCUCAGAAAUCUGGGUUGACCCUAACUACAAUCGAAAGGAUCUUUCCAACGAUUUCGCCAUCUUGACCCUCUCAAAGCCUGUUAAAUUCACUCAACAAAUUUCUCCAGUCUGUUUACCAAAGAGCGAAUCUGGUUUAUCCAAACUCACCGUCUCCGGAUGGGGAACCACUUCCGCUAACUCUGAAUCAAGUGACACUCUCUUAGAAGUCGAUGUUUCAUUCUUGACCCGAGACCAAUGUAACGACAUUAAGACCGACUACUUUUUUAAACAAAAUGGUAUUCCUCUAUCAAUGAAGGUGAUCCCUGAAGUGCCUGAGACCCACAUUUGCGCCAUCAACCAAAAAUCCAACAAUUUACUAAUUACUGACAUUUCAACCGAUGACAAUGUUUUUCAAAAUAACAUAGAAGUGAUAUAAAAAAUUUAUUUCGUC
Molecule: messenger RNA, 747 nt
Organism: Panonychus citri (citrus red mite)
Lineage: Eukaryota; Metazoa; Arthropoda; Arachnida; Trombidiformes; Tetranychidae
Product: proclotting enzyme-like
Exons: 3
Coding region: 46-732 (228 amino acids)
Biological process (GO): proteolysis
Molecular function (GO): serine-type endopeptidase activity
Source: RefSeq, a predicted model, not a curated record